GCCCUUCUAGAAACCCAACCCCACAGACAGAGACUCGCACGUCAUUUGCUUACAAAAUCCAGUCUUCUGCAGCCAAUGAAUCACGAUUACAAAUUUACAAAAGUGCUCCUCCUAAAUAUAUAAAACAAAAAAAAAAAAAAAAAGCAUUUCUAUAUUUGUCGUCAAUAACAAUGGCCACUUUUGUUUACAUAUAAUAUUUAUAUUAUAUAUUUCUUGACGAAAUUCUCUGUUUAUAGGACAAAAUAAAGAAGAAGAGAACAGAAGACCAACAAAAAAAAAGAAAGAUGAAUUAUAAUAUCACAACCAAAAACGUUUUAGAUGUGUCAGCGUUCUUGCUCUUAGAAGCAUCCGCAGAUUCCGAAGCUGGCCACGGCGGCGUUGACGAUGAUAAAUGCGUUAAGGAUAUUGAUGAUGAUGAUGAGUCUUGUAGUGCCAGCUGUUCGUGCGAGAUGUCUUGUAUAACGUGGACGAGUCACACGCCAGAUCGUCAGUUAGAAUUUGCCGUAGAAGAUACGGUGAAGGAAGAGACAGACGCUGCAGAGGAAGAAGAAGAAGAAGAAGAAGAAGAAGAAGACGGAGAAGGAGAGGUGAAUAGCUACAUAAGAUCAUGUGGAAGAAGCCAACGCGAAAAUCUGGCCGUGGCGAUCAGUGAGAUGGAUCAAAAUCGAAUGUUCUGGGAAGCUUGUCUCGCAUCUUAAUCUGUCAUUUUUUUUUUUUUUUCUCAGCAUGCAACAACAACAGAGAAAGCAAAAUAUCUAGAUUAAUUAGCGUGUUCUUGUCUGGUUUUCUUUUUAAUUAAUGCACAUCUAUAUAUGAAUUGUUGUUACACUGUGAAUACACUGUACCCAGAUGGUACAUCAAAACUCAGAUGGUA
Camelina sativa (false flax) is the source of this 874-nucleotide messenger RNA. The record is from RefSeq and is a predicted model, not a curated record. NCBI's taxonomy places the organism in Eukaryota, Viridiplantae, Streptophyta, Magnoliopsida, Brassicales, Brassicaceae.